CCUGCGUAAGUCAUUGGCGCCAAGAUGGCGAUGGAGAUGAGGCUUCCAAAGGCUCGCAAACCUCUCAGUGAGAGCCUGGGCCGCGACUCUAAGAAACAUUUGGUGGUACCGGGAGAUACGAUCACCACGGACACAGGAUUCAUGCGGGGCCAUGGGACAUACAUGGGGGAGGAGAAGCUCAUUGCGUCUGUGGCCGGCUCGGUGGAGAGAGUGAACAAGCUGAUCUGUGUGAAAGCCCUGAAAACCAGAUACAAUGGAGAAGUAGGAGACAUUGUAGUGGGGAGAAUCACAGAGGUUCAACAGAAGAGGUGGAAGGUGGAAACAAAUUCCAGGCUGGACUCCGUCUUGCUCCUCUCGUCCAUGAACCUGCCUGGAGGGGAGCUGAGGAGAAGAUCUGCGGAGGAUGAACUGGCCAUGAGAGGCUUCUUACAGGAAGGAGACCUCAUCAGUGCGGAGGUCCAGGCAGUGUUCUCCGAUGGAGCUGUUUCCCUCCACACAAGGAGCCUGAAAUAUGGAAAGCUAGGUCAGGGAGUUUUAGUCCAGGUCUCUCCUUCCCUGGUGAAACGACAGAAGACUCACUUCCAUGACUUGCCAUGUGGUGCUUCAGUGAUUCUGGGUAACAAUGGUUUCAUCUGGAUCUACCCUACACCCGAGCACAAAGAUGAGGAUGCUGGAGGCUUCAUUGCAAACCUGGAGCCCGUAGCCCUUAGCGAUCGAGAGGUGAUCUCCCGGCUUCGGAACUGCGUAGUCUUGCUGGUAACUCAGAGAAUGAUGCUGUAUGACACCAGCAUCCUGUACUGCUAUGAGGCCUCCCUUGCACAUCAGAUCAAAGAUAUCUUAAAGCCAGAAGUAAUGGAGGAGAUCAUGCUAGAGACACGCCAAAGGCUUUUGGAACAGGAGGGAUAAGGCCAGGUGCUGAAGGAUGAAACUGUGCGCCUCUCUGGCGCAGCCCCUGGAGGGAAGAGUCUAUAUGUGAUGACUCUUGCCCCACAUGUGGCCCAGGGAGGAUCUGACAGAGACAUUACUCACCUGCAGUGGCACAGCAGGGCCGGGCCUCUUCUUUCCUGUUCUGAGACAAAGCCAGGGUGGAAGUGAACGGUGGCUUUGGAUGCUCAGGUCCCUUUCAGAGCAAAGUGUCCCCGCCUGAUGAUGUAUCUUGGAGUAAACCGGAGAAUCCAUGUCUUCCAGUCACACCACACGCACUCCAUGAAACUGUUUCAGUGGAAAACAUGGUGGGCUGGGGAUAUAGCUCGGCUGGAGCACUUUCCUAACAUGUCCCAGCCCUACUCCUACCCCAGACAAAAGAAAACCAGCGAGAGUGGUCUGUUUGACGUCCACUCUAUCUCUAAUGCACAAGUGUGGUUGGAGAAGAGGAGGUAGAGUUAGGCCAGCAGUCAGUCAGAACAAAAUGAGCUGGCAGCCUUUGUUAGAAUCUGAUUCCCACUGUGUCCUCUGGUGACAGGUUCAAGGGAUCUGUAUCCUCUACCUGGGCUUCCUACCCCUUGUAUGUGAGCUGUUCCUGUUUUUCUAGCAUCUCGGCUCCUUCAAUAUGUCCACCAACAGGAACUGGCCUGGAGGCCUUUCCAAGUGCCUGCGAUAUUCCCUGAGAUAUUGGCAGUUUUCUCUGUAGUGCCUGUCCUGCCUGAGGGUGGUUUGUAAGAAUUUGAGCCAUUGCCAAUAACUGAGAGAAAGAGUGUUCUGGGCCCACAGUGUUUUUUUAUGCUCUAACAAAAAACAAAAAUGGAGUUGUGAAAAGCCAAGCCAUUUCCUUGUGUAAUUGAUGUGGUGAUGUAUUAUCUUUUGAAUAAUUUAAAGUUAAAAGAAACAAGAUAUAAGUUCUCAAUAUA
Myodes glareolus (Bank vole) is the source of this 1847-nucleotide messenger RNA. RefSeq names its product exosome component 2 (gene Exosc2). Gene Ontology annotation, biological process: nuclear-transcribed mRNA catabolic process, deadenylation-dependent decay; U4 snRNA 3'-end processing; TRAMP-dependent tRNA surveillance pathway. Gene Ontology annotation, molecular function: RNA binding. Lineage: Eukaryota; Metazoa; Chordata; Mammalia; Rodentia; Cricetidae. Gene Ontology annotation, cellular component: cytoplasmic exosome (RNase complex); nuclear exosome (RNase complex). The record is from RefSeq and is a predicted model, not a curated record.